Molecule: messenger RNA, 2754 nt
Organism: Rotaria sp. Silwood2
Lineage: Eukaryota; Metazoa; Rotifera; Eurotatoria; Philodinida; Philodinidae
Source: the annotation of a GenBank genome assembly
AUGUCAUCAUCAUCAUCAUCAAAAUUAAAAUCAGAUGUCGAUCAACUUGAUGAUCUUGUUAAAGAUUUACUUAAUGAAGUAAAUAGUCCAAUUAGUAAUAAUAAUAAUAAUAAUAAUAUUCAUCGAUAUUCUUAUCAACGUCAUUCAAAUAAUGAUUUAACAAAUCCAAAAUUAUCAUCAUCAACAUCAGAUAAUCCAAAAUGUUCUAAUAUUGAUAAUACAGUAAAUAAUACACCACGUUCAAAAACAACCCGUGAAGAACGUAUACGUAUUAAACGUGGUACUGGUACAACUGAUAUUCCUACAACAAAACCACAAACAUCACCAUCAAUUGAUGAACAUCUUAUUGAUUCAUUAUUAGAAAGUGUUCAAAAUACAUUAAAAAAACGUGCACAACGAAAUCAAUCAAAUUUAACAACAGAUAUACCAAUUCAUAAUCGACGAACUUAUAGUUCAAGUGCUGCUCAUACUGAUUCGAUUCAUCAUAUGGAUCCAAAUCGAGGUCGAUUUCCAAUAAAACUCUAUCGAACGGAUAGUUCAACAAGCACAUUAUCAUCAAGACGACCUUAUAGUCGACAAGAUACUCGAGAUGGUUAUACAUCAGCAUCAACGACUGCCAUUCCGACAUAUUUUCGUGCAGCAUCAGAACCCCCACCUGAUGGACCUAUUGAAUUACGUCGUAUGGAUUUAAUUCGUUCACCUUCACGUACAUAUGUUGAUUCAUAUAUACCAAAUGAAUGUUAUUAUUAUCCACGUUCAACAUUACCAUCAAGUGGUAUUCGUGUACGUGGUCCUGAUUAUUCUGGUUAUGAAACCGAUACGGGUUUGAUGACAUCUCGCGUAUAUCCACCACGAUAUUAUCGUGUUCCACCACCGCCUACAUAUCCUUAUUAUCGUUAUCACGAAAAUCAUCGUUCAACACCUCAUCCAGAUGGAUACGAUACAGAUAGUGGUUUAAUAAGUAGUGGUCGAUUACAUAUGACACGCCCAUUACCACCACGUAUGGCUGUUAUACCUGAAACUGUUAUUGUCAAUAAUCGAAUGACAUCAUCAACAAAUUUAAAUAGAUUACCAACUAAUAUACGUAGUAGUUCUGGUCUUAAUCAAACAAAUCGUUCAGAACAUAUAACUGGUUAUGAAACAGAUUCAGGUAUGAAUACACGACAAUAUCAUACUGGAUAUCGACAAAUACCUGUUGAUAUACAAUAUGGUAAUAAUGAAUGGUUAGGAAAUCAAUCAAUGGCAAGAUCUAGUUCACAACAACAACAACAACAACAACAAAAAUUUAUUGAUAAUAAUCAAUACUAUCAUCGAACACAAGAACAAUCACGUGGUACAUCAAUACCUGUUUUUAGUCAUCGUUCCGAACAACAACAAAAAAUAACAACAAGUACACCAUCACCAUCAUCUACUGUGAAAACAGCUAAAAAAGGUAUAUCAAUACUACCAACUCUAUUUCCGGGUUCAGUUGGUUUAUCAAAUCCAUUGAGUGAUAAUAAAUUUCAACAAGAACAACAGCAACAAACAUCGGAAACUGAUAUAAAACAUAAAAUUUCGAAUAGUCAUAUUACAAAACGAACUGCUAGACCACAUGGAACUGUUAUUGAGAGUACUGUAUUACAAUCACCUAUUGUUCCUGGUGUAACAGAUACGAAUAUAUUUGCUGAGACUACAUCAAGUGCAAAUGCCGAUGACCAAACAACGAAAAUUUCAUCAACAAUGCCUACAUUUCCAGCAAUGAAUCAAUCUUAUAAUACAAAUACUCAAACACGUACUGGAAAUAGUUCAUUACGAAAUCAAGAUGAAAGUUCACGUAGAUCAAGUGUCUCUUCUACAGCAGAAUCGGAUGUAAAUCGUAAUGGUGCUUAUCUAGCACAUAAUGUAAGUCAAUUUUGGUAUAAAGAAAAAAUGUCACGUGAAGAUGCUAUUAAUUUACUUAAAACAAAACCACCUGGUACAUUUCUUGUUCGUGAUAGUCAAGGUUUUCCAGGUUCUUAUGGUCUAGCUGUUAAAGUUGAAAUAUUACCACCGGGUAUUCAUGCAAAACCAGGUGCCGAUCCUCUUGCUGAACUUGUUCGACAUUAUCUUAUUGAACGAACACCAACUGGACAUGUUCGAUUGAAAGGUUGUCCUAAUGAACCUGAUUUCAUCAAUCUAUCAGCAUUAGUCUAUCAACAUACAAUAACGGCACUUGCCUUACCAAUAAAACUUAUACUACCAACAGUUGAUAUAGCUGAAGAUUUUCAUCCUAUGACGAAUCAACAACAAGAAAGUAAAAAAAUGUCUGCAAAAGAUUUAUUAGAAAAAGGAGCUGCUUGUAAUGUUGUUUAUUUAAAUAAUGUUGAUGUUGAAUCAUUAUCCGGUCAAAUGGCUGUAGCUAAAGCAUUAAAUAAUACAUUUGAAAAUGCUGAACGUUUACAAGCAACUGUUGUUAAUUUUAAAGUAUCGAAUACUGGUAUUACAUUAACAGAUGUUAAGAAAAAAUUAUUUUCACGACGUCAUUUUCCAAAAGAAUAUGUUACUUAUUGUGGUCUUGAUUAUGAAAGUGAUCGUUUUUGGACAUAUCAAUAUAAUGAUCUUGAAAUAUUACCACGUGCAAAAUGUUUUGGUUUUGUAUCAAAGAAACUCAAUGGUACAAAAUCUUCUCAACCUGAAAAUGAAUGCCAUAUAUUUGCUGAAAUUGAUCCAUCACAACCAUCAACAGCUAUUGUCAGUUUUGUAUCAAAAAUAAUGAUUGGCAGUAUACCUGUUUAA